Molecule: messenger RNA, 2730 nt
Organism: Zea mays
Lineage: Eukaryota; Viridiplantae; Streptophyta; Magnoliopsida; Poales; Poaceae
Product: putative U-box domain protein kinase family
Exons: 7
Coding region: 71-2551 (826 amino acids)
Biological process (GO): protein phosphorylation; protein ubiquitination
Molecular function (GO): protein kinase activity; ubiquitin-protein transferase activity; ATP binding
Source: RefSeq, marked provisional
GGCCGCCUCGCUGGCGUCAUUGCGUGCGCAUACACCUUUCUCUGCUGAAGCUGAAGCUUCGCCACUGCCUAUGGAGGAGACGGCGGCACCGCUACCGCUAACAGUGCGGGCCGCGGGUGCUGCCCCCGACGGCGAUGAGCGAAGGCAGCCGCAGCUGGAAGGAGGAGGACACCACCAGAUUCAGAGCCAGGAGACGGAGGAGGAGCACGCGCAGGCGGUGUACUGCGCCGUGGGGAUUGGGACCGGCAGCGGCAGCCAGGAGUGGAAGGACAACCUGCGCUGGGUGCUCGCCGCCCUCGCCCCCCGCCGGAGCAGCAGCAGGUGCCUCGUGCUCGCGCACCUGCGCCGACCCACCUCCCGGAUCAACAUCAUGGGGGCGUGGGUCCCAGUGAGCCAGCUUGCAGAGGAGGAGGUGGCUGCGUACAGGCAGCUGGAGGAAGAGAGGAUCGGCAAAGUCCUAGACGACCUCGUGGAACUCUGCCAAAGUCAAAAGGUGAACGCGAGCAAGAUCGUCAUCGCGAGCGACGACAUCGGCAGGGGUCUCGUGCAGUUGGUUGACGACCAUGGGGUCACCGAGCUCGUCAUGGGCGCUGCGUCUGAUCGGGCGUACAGCAGGAAGAUGCGGACACCAAGGUCUAAGAAGGCGCUGACGGUGCAGUGGAAGGCGAACCCCUCUUGCAAGAUCUGGUUCCUUUGCAGGGGAAAUCUCAUCUGCACCAGGGAGGCGAGCGAGGGACAAGCGCAUAGUAGAGCUGAGUCGUCCACAGCUAGUACAAGCUCCAGGUCAAGCACUUCCGGCUACUCGACCCCUGCUGCAAGGGACCGCAGCAUAGAGGAUCAAGCUGUUGGAACCCUCGAUGGUGCAGCUGUGCAGUUGCUACAAGAGAUUGAAGAGGACCGGCCGGAGACGCCCACGUCGGAUGCUGGUGAGAUGGACGACGCCUUGUACGAUAAGCUGAAGCGUGCGCUCAUGGAAGCCGAGAGCCUCAAGCACGAGGCGUACGAAGAGACUCGCCGGCGUCAGAUGGCCGAGCGCGAGCUCGCUGAAGCGUCCAGGAUGGCCGACGAAGCAGAGAGAUCGAACCAGAGAGAGGCGAGGCACCGGAAGGAGGUGGAGGAGAUGGUGGCGAGAGAGCGCGCGGCCAUUGAGCAGGACAGGCGAGAGCUCGACGACAUCCUGGAGAAGAUACGGAAGGUCGACGACCGGAGCGCCGAGCUGGAGCUUCAGAUCACGAGCUCGGAGCGCACGAUGAACGACCUCGAAGCCAGACUGUCGGAAUCGUACAACCUCCUCCACACACUCCGGCAAGGAGAUCCCUGGUCGACUGCGACGGAGUCCGCGUCCGAGUCCACAGAGGACGGCGGCGGCGAGCAGAGAGUGAGCUUCUUGCAGCUGGGUUACUCGGAGCUGGACGAGGCCACCAAGCAUUUCGACGAGUCUGUCAGGAUCGACGGCGGAGGCGACGGCAGCCGGGGCAAAGUGUACGGAGGGGAGCUGCGCGGCAUGGCCGUCGCCGUGAAGGUGGUGAACCCUGACGUGGCCGUGCACGAGGCCCGGUUCGCCCGAGCGGUGGAACGCAUCGGCCGGGCGAGACACCCGAACCUGGUGACGCUCGUGGGCGCGUGCCCGGCGGCGCGCGCCGUCGUGUACGAGCUGGUGCCGGGCGGGAGCCUGGAGGAGCGCCUGGACCCGGGAGGCGGGAGCGGGUCGGCGCCGCCGCCGCUGCCGUGGCACGCGCGGUGCGGCGUCGCCUACGGGGCGUGCUCCGCGCUGGCGUUCCUGCACUCCACGCUGCCGCGGCCGACGGUGCACGGCGACGUGAGGCCGGCGAACAUCCUGGUGCUGGCGGACAACGCGCCGCACGGGUGGUCAUGCAAACUGGCCGGCCUCGGCGCGCGCGGGCUCGUGGAGGAGCGAGAGCAGCCCCGCCCCGGCGCCGCGGAUCGGGCGUACGCGGACCCGCGGUACCUCGCUGCGACGGGGGAGCUGAACCCGCACCGCGACGUGUACGCGCUAGGCGUGGUCCUCCUCCGGCUGGUGACCGGGAGACCGGCGUUCCUGGCGAGGAAGGCAGCGCGGGAGGCCGUGGACGGCAGGGCGUCGUGGCAGGAGGUGGCGGGAGGGUGGCCGACGGAGCGCGCCAGGGAGGUGGCCCUGCUCGGGCUGAGAUGCUGCGGCGUGGACGUGGAGGCGGAGCAGAGGCCGCGGCUCCCCGCCGCGCUGUUGCUGGAGGAGGCCCGCGGCGUGCUGGAGGCCGCGGUGAGCGCAGCGCCGAGCAGGUCGCCAUCGUCGCUGUCCGAGUCCGACGGCGCCCCAUCCUACUUCCUCUGCCCGAUACUCAAGGAGGUGAUGAGGGACCCGCAGAUCUCCGGCGACGGGUUCACGUACGAGGCGGAGGCCAUCCGGGAGUGGCUGCGCAGCGGCCACGACACGUCGCCGAUGACAAAUCUGAAGCUCCCGACACAGCAACUGGUCCCCAACCAUGCGCUCCGCUCCGCCAUCCACGAGUGGCGCCACCGCCAGCUCCGUGCUCAUCAUCGGCUGCACUGAUCCGGUGUUAACUUUUAACUUGUAUUGUAUAUAAACGCGGGAGAGCUAGUUAGUCUUUUUCUUUCGUUUUGUUUUUGGUAAAUGUUAUCUGAUUGCCUGAGUGUGUAGCAUCGAUGGUCUUGACAACGUACACUGUACAGUCGCGGAUGCAUGGGAGAAAUGAAUUUUUUUCGCCUUUC